AUGUCGCAGUACAGGAGGAACCUGAAACAACAUAAUCUUGAAAGACCAAGCUCAAGCAAAGAAAUCCAGGCAGUACUGGAAGUGCUUCUUCAUACAGGAAUUUAUCCUGAAGCUGUAAAUAGUAUUGUAUAUGACGGAUUCUUUCAAGAAAUUAUAGAUAUUUGGAGACAUAUGAAGAACAUGCUUAGCCACAAUUCAUGUUUCAGAAUAGCAGCACUUGAGAAACUAAAAGACCUUGAGUCUUUGGACCUCUCACAGAACAAACUUUCUGGGAAGAUUCCUCCUCAACUUGCGAGUCUAACUUUCCUGGAAGCACUAAACCUGUCUUACGACCAACUUGAAGGGAGCUUACCACAAAGCAACCAAUUCAAUACAUUUUCAAAUGAUUCUUACAAGGGGAAUCCAAGAUUAUGUGGGCUGCAUUUGUCGAGGAAAUGUGAUGAAGUUGGUGUUCCAAUGCCCCUUCCAAAGAAAGAUGUAGAUUCAUGGGUAGAUGGCAUAUCUGUUUGGAAAAUUGCAUUGAUCGGUUAUGGUAGUGGAUUGGUUAUUGGUUUAUGUAUGGGAUAUACGGUGUUGAAUGAGUUCGGAAACAUAUGA
Messenger RNA from Durio zibethinus, 597 nucleotides. The record is from RefSeq and is a predicted model, not a curated record. Lineage: Eukaryota; Viridiplantae; Streptophyta; Magnoliopsida; Malvales; Malvaceae.